Messenger RNA from Phytophthora nicotianae INRA-310, 399 nucleotides. RefSeq lists its product as hypothetical. Lineage: Eukaryota; Oomycota; Peronosporomycetes; Peronosporales; Peronosporaceae. The record is from RefSeq and is a predicted model, not a curated record. The transcript has 2 exons. The coding region runs from base 1 to 399 and encodes 132 amino acids.
AUGCGAAUCGGCUUUGCUCUAGUAUUAGUGACGAUCGCCAUCACCACAAGCUUCGUCGAAGUCAACGCUGACGAGAACGCAAAGGAAGACUAUCUUUCAGCAACCAAGAGUAUCAGCGUUGAUAGCACUCCGUAUUAUCUCAAGGAUGCACAAAAGAAAAUCGACAAAGAGGUCAAAUUAGUCUUCAGCGAGGAUGAAGAGAGAGUUGGAGUACCAGGCUUCAGCAGAUUGAAAUCUCUUUUGCGUAAGCACCCGAAGCAGGUUCGGGGGAACCUGGGCCGGACGAAGAAUCUUGACAAGAUACAAGCGUCUCAGGGUAUUCAAAAGCUGAAGUCGAUUUUGGGGUUUUCGAAUAAAGGUCAAAACAAAAUCACGCCUGAGAAGGAGUCGACUCCCUAA